AUGGCACAGCCCAGGACCAGUAUCCUCACGAACAAAGACGUAACUUCCUACGCCGUGCCCCGGUAUGCCCCAGACAUGGCCGGGUUCUGCCACGGGUACGAGCUUCGCCGGCAUCGCUACGAGCACAAAGCCAACGAGGGUUCGCUCCGCUGCCGCGCCGACUGGGAGACCUUUAUCGGGCCGAUCGAGCGCUGGGGGUCCUGUAAUCCGUGGGAUGGGCACUUCGGGGCCGUGGUCUUGCCAUUCUGCAGGCUGGAGAGGUUGGCGGUGCUAAACAUGGAAACGGACAACGUCGGCCUCGACGAGACACAGUACCGCACCGUGCGCUCCAUUCUGGGCACCAAACAGAUCCAGUCGAAGAUGCUCCUCGAGCUCCUCUCCAUCGACGCCCCCUGCGCCGAAGUGGUGAUAGACAGCUGGAAAACGAUGGUCUCGACGACGGCAAAGCAAGACAAGAAGCGCGUGUUUGGAAAUUUAGACGAAUACGUCGAUUUCCGAAUCGUUGAUACCGGAGCUCCCUUUGUCGACAUGCUCAUGCGGUUCGGUAUGGGAAUCCUCUUGAGCGAAGACGAGCAGAGGAUGGUUGAGCCGCUGGUGAAACCGUGCUAUGCGGCCCUAGGGCUAGCGAAUGAUUACUUCUCAUUCGAUAUUGAGUGGGAAGAGUUUCUGCAGGAGGGUGAUAAGACCACCAUGACGAAUGCCGCCAAGGAGCGGGUGAGAGAGGUUACGAAUAAGUAUGAGCAGCAGUAUCAGCAAAAUGUCGAAGAGUUUGCAGCCGGUCCAGGCAAGGAGAGACCGCAUCUUUUGGAGUAUCUUAAGGCAGAAGGGUAUCAGAUUCCGGGCAAUGUAGCAUGGAGCUUGAGGUGUCCACGGUACCACCCCGAGCUAUGUGAGACUGCAGGGGCGCUCCUACGAGAAGAUCAGACGAUUUCAACUGCUCUAGAAGAUCCAGCGUUUGCGGACGAAAGACCCGGGGCUAGUAGCAGCGGCAGGAGCAACAGCAGGAGCAGAAGCGCCUCGGACUCAGACUUGUCCGAUGCAUCGCCUACAUUCUGGUCGGAGUAUUCGAGGUCUUCGCAUCUUCUCGGUCCAGCCGAGUACAUCAGCUCCCUUCCCUCCAAGGGAGUUCGGGAGGCCUUCAUUGAGGGGCUCAAUGUCUGGCUCGUCUUGCCCGACCAACGCGUGAACGAACUGAAGAGUAUCGCGCAGAGCCUACAUAACGCAUCUCUCAUGCUUGACGACAUCGAAGACCAUUCACCCCUCCGCCGCGGCCGUCCGGCAACGCAUACGAUCUUCGGGGCAGAGCAGACGAUCAAUUCGGCAAAUUACCUCCUAAUCGACGCGAUGCAGAAAGUGCGGGCUCUGGAUGACCCGGUCUGUUUGGAUAUCUACCUCGAGGAGAUGCACAAUUUGUUUGUGGGACAGAGCUUUGACCUCUACUGGACGAGGCAAGGACAGUGUCCGAGUGAGGACGAGUAUCUGGCCAUGGUGAGGUUGAAAACAAGCGGUCUCUUCCGCCUCCUCACGCGGCUGAUGGCGCAGAUUGCACCGGUCCAGAGGGGACUGGAUAGACGACUCUCAAACUUGAGCGAUAGCCUCGGCGAGUUCUUCCAGAUCCGCGACGACUACAAGAACCUCUCCUCGGAGUACACCGGCCAAAAGGGGUUCUGUGAGGACCUCGACGAGUGCAAAUUCUCCUUUCCGCUGAUCCACGCGCUGAAUACGCAGCCGAAAAAUGUCCAGCUUCGCGGAAUCCUGCAACAGUCGCGGAGCCCGGGAGGUCUUGAUAUCCCGCUUAAGGAGACGGUGCUGCAGCACUUACGGGAUGCUGGAAGCCUCGAGUAUACAGAUAAGAAGAUGCAGGAGCUGAUGGAAAGGAUCACGGGUGGAAUUGUGGAUAUUGAGAAGGCGAGUGGUGUGAGCAACUGGAUGGUGAGACUGCUGAUUCACCGGCUGAAAGUAAUCUAUCAGAAAAGUAAAUCCACAUCAACUAAUACUCAUAUACGCAAUACAUAUACUACGCUCACGAAAAUGCCAUCAAAGAGGAUCCUCAUCGUCCUCAGCGACGCCAAUUACUUCCCCCUCAAGAAACCCGCCGGCUCAGGCGAAGGCUCCAGCUCCAACAGCAAGAUCGUCGACCAACCCUCUGGAUUCUUCCUGAUGGAGCUCGCAAAGCCUCUCCAGAAACUCCUUGACGCUGGUCACGAGGUGACCUUCGCCUCACCUGAAGGCCGAGAACCCCAACCCGAUCCCAAUAGUGAAUCCCUUCUCGCAUUCGCAGGGAACUUCUACGAGCGCCGACGCGAAAACGAGCUGCUUGAGCGCAUGAAGAAGGAGAACGGGUUCACAAAGCCAAGGAAACUCAACAGUAUCUCCGAUGACGAGCUGAAAAAUUUCGCCGGGGUCUUUAUCCCCGGCGGACAUGCUCCACUUGCGGAUCUGGGCGAUAACAAGGACCUCGGUCGGAUAUUAGAGUAUUUCCACAAGGAAAAUAAGCCUACUGCCGCGAUCUGCCAUGGUCCGUAUGCUUUGCUCAGUACAAAGGUUUCCGGGGGCGAGUUUGCGUACAAGGGGUACAAGAUCACGAGCUGGAGCAAUGCGGAGGAGAAGGUGAUGGAGAGCAUGCUCGGGGGCGAGGUUGAAAAGGUCGAGACGGCGCUGAUGAAUGCUGGCGCCGAGAUGGUCGAGGGAGCGAAGGAGAAGGUUGGACAGACGACUCUGCAUCGGGAGCUGCUGACGGGUGGGAAUCCGAUGGCAGCGGAUGAGCUGGGGAAUCGAUUUGUGAAGAUGAUCAGUGUCUAGAUAUCACUUACGGUUACCUGAGCCGGACUUGGUAUAAUGAUUGGUAGUUGCAUUCAUGGAUAAUUAAAUAUGAUGAACAGGUUCAUCGCCAAU
Molecule: messenger RNA, 2895 nt
Organism: Aspergillus nidulans FGSC A4
Lineage: Eukaryota; Fungi; Ascomycota; Eurotiomycetes; Eurotiales; Aspergillaceae
Exons: 8
Coding region: 1-2802 (933 amino acids)
Biological process (GO): isoprenoid biosynthetic process
Molecular function (GO): prenyltransferase activity; geranylgeranyl diphosphate synthase activity
Source: RefSeq, a predicted model, not a curated record